GUUACACACUACAAGCAAUAUCCACCUAAUACAAGCAAAGUAUAUUCCUACUUUGAAUGUCGUGAAAAGAAGACUGAAAAUUCCAAAUUAAGGAAAGUGAAAUAUGAAGAAACUGUUUUUUAUGGUUUGCAGUACAUUCUGAACAAAUACUUAAAAGGUAAAGUGGUGACCAAAGAGAAAAUCAAGGAAGCCAAAGAAGUGUAUAGGGAGCAUUUUCAAGAUGAUGUCUUCAACGAAAAGGGAUGGAACUAUAUUCUGGAGAAAUACGAUGGCCAUCUUCCUAUAGAAAUAAAGGCUGUUCCCGAGGGCUCUGUAAUUCCCAGAGGAAAUGUUCUUUUUACAGUAGAAAACACAGAUCCAGAGUGCUACUGGCUCACAAAUUGGAUUGAGACUAUUCUUGUGCAGUCAUGGUAUCCAAUCACAGUGGCUACAAACUCUAGAGAGCAGAAAAAGAUUUUGGCCAAAUAUUUGCUAGAGACUUCUGGCAGCUUAGAAGGACUGGAAUAUAAACUGCAUGACUUUGGCUACAGAGGAGUUUCUUCACAAGAGACUGCAGGAAUAGGAGCUUCAGCUCAUUUGGUGAACUUCAAAGGAACGGACACUGUAGCAGGAAUUGCAUUAAUUAAAAAGUACUACGGUACAAAAGAUCCGGUUCCAGGAUAUUCUGUUCCAGCUGCUGAACACAGUACCAUAACAGCUUGGGGGAAAGAUCAUGAAAAAGAUGCUUUUGAACACAUAGUGACACAGUUUUCUUCAGUGCCUGUAUCUGUGGUUAGUGACAGCUACGACAUCUACAACGCUUGUGAAAAAAUAUGGGGUGAUGACUUAAGGCAUAUAAUUGAAGCCCGAAGUCCAGAGGCACCACUUAUUAUUAGACCAGAUUCUGGGAAUCCCCUCGACACUGUUUUAAAGGUCUUGGAGAUCUUAGGGAAGAAGUUUCCCAUUACAGAGAACUCAAAAGGCUACAAGUUGCUGCCACCGUAUCUCAGAGUUAUUCAAGGAGAUGGUGUGGAUAUCAACACAUUGCAAGAGAUUGUGGAGGGAAUGAAGAAGAAUAAAUGGAGUAUUGAGAAUAUUGCUUUUGGAUCUGGUGGAGCUUUGUUGCAGAAACUGACCAGAGAUCUCUUAAACUGUUCCUUCAAAUGUAGUUACGUGGUGACCAACGGUCUCGGGGUAAAUGUCUUCAAGGAUCCGGUUGCCGAUCCAAACAAAAGGUCAAAGAAAGGACGACUGUCGUUGCAUAGGACACCUGCUGGAGAUUAUGUGACGCUUGAAGAAGGCAAGGGAGAUCUUGAAGAGUAUGGACAGGAUCUCCUUCAUACAGUAUUUAAGAAUGGAAAGGUAACGAAGUCAUAUUCAUUUGAUGAAGUAAGACAAAAUGCCAGACUGAAGAACAGUGAAAUAGCAAUGGUGUCUCACUAAGUUUCAUUCCAUGUCUGUGUAUGUGUGUGUGUGUAGCAAGUACGUACUGCAUAGCUACUGGGUUUAUUGUACAGAUUUGUGUGUUUGUGUUUUAUGACAUCGUAGCCAAAUUAUUUGUUGGUUUAUGGACAUACUGCCCUAUCUUUUGCCAGUCUUUAGAAAAGAUGAAAUCAGGAAAUGGUACUUAACAUUGUAAAACAUAUUUAAUGCUGAAGUGUGCUUUUUAGGGCCCUUUGCCAGUAGUGAUUCAAUCUGGUAUUGAUCUUUUCACAAAUGAGACAGAGCUGAGAAACUUUUUUAUAUAUAACAGAAUAUCACAAAAUGGAUUUACAUAAAAUUAUCAUGAUUGCUUUAUGUUUAUAUUUAACUUGUAUUUUUGUACAAACAAGAUUGUAAAAUAUAUUUAAAGUUUCAAUAAUUAAGUCUUUCCAACUUUUCAUGAUUUUUAUGAGCACAGACUUUCAAGAAAAUACUUGGUGGGGGGGAAAUCCAUUGCCUUUUGUCCAUUAAUCAGCAAAUAAAACAUGGCCUUAAAGUUUAUUGUGACAUUGUACCAUUUGACAACUAAAUCAGGACUCAUAUCUCCUUAAGAUCCCAUAGAAUUGCUGACCUCACCAUUUCUUGUAGUUGUCUGUAUUUAGUAAAUCUUCAUUAAAGAAAAUUACUGUUCUUACUAGAAGGUUUGGGUACUACAGACCUUGCUGGCAUGGUAAGGUAUGUAAAUGAAAUGCCAAAUUUGAAAGGAUUCUCUACUGCAAUUUAACUUGCCAAGUCUAUCCCACUUGGUAUAUGCACCUCAAUAUUUUAAGAGUAAAGUUUUUAAGAGAUCUCCUCUUCCACUAUAGAAUAUAUGUGUAAAAUACUGAAAUAUGGAAGCGGUGUAUUUUAAAGUAAUUACACUUCUGGGUUUAUUUUUCAUAUACUGUAAGUGACAUGACUUUAAAGCAAAAUACUGGACUGGGUAGUGCACUUUUUUACUUUUUUGUAUUUUUUUCAUUGAUUUGCCUUUUGUCAGACUGGAUGUUAAAUUGUAAAAAUGUUUAACUAUUUUUGUUAACAACUUCAAUAAAACUUUAUGCUAGCCAAACUCCUACAUGAAUGGCAGACCUGUUUCCCCUUCUCGCCCCAUCUCAUUGGGGUGAGGAGGGGCUUUUAUUUUGCAGAGGGUAACCGUAAAACAAUACAUUUGAGAGAUACUUUUGAACUGUCUGCACUUGAUUGUAUUUGCUCUCUGCAUAUGCUUGAUUUGAAUAUCUGCUGGAAAACAAAACUGUAGAGGAUUUUAUUUGAGAAGCUAUGUAGUAACCUCUGAAAUGUUUGAUAGUACUGUGGGAUGCCUCUCACUAGAAAAGUACCUCCCUUCCUUAAAAACAACAGCAAAAGCAAACGGCUCCUGUGUUAUGCUGGUGAUCAACUAUCAGCCAAUGGCUUAAUAUACUGAUGUAAUUAAUGCUUCUGAUUAGUAAAUGAUGUUACAGAAAAAUGUUAGAGGUCCUCUAAAAUAAUUUAAGCCUACAGAAUUUGAUAAAACAUGCUUUUAAAGGAAGAUGGAAAAGCCAUAAUUCAUUGUUCUUAUUCUCUCACCAAAAAGGGCCACAUCAAAGCACCCAUAAUAUUUCCAGGGUUUGUGGUUAAAACGUUUAUGCCCAGUCUUAAUAGUCCUUGUUAAUAAAAACUUGUUUUCCACUUGUAGUGUAUGUAAUUAUACAUUUAAGUGAUGUAUUGUUUCAAAAAUAGUGCUUUAGUAAGACUCUAAAUGCUGACCUUUCACACUGAGGAACCGCCUUCCCUUUGCUAUUAAUGAUAUUGUUUGUAUUUGGCCAGGAAAGAUUUUAAAUCUGGACCUAGGAUCAGUAGCAGGUAAAUAGUACAGAGCCUAUUUCACUCCUCCACGUGUGUACUAGGGAAUAUUAUGAUGUAUGGUUUAAAAAACAGUAAAGUAAAUGCUGCUUUCAUUCUGUACCAAUAAAAAUUUUGAUAACUA
Phaethon lepturus (White-tailed tropicbird) is the source of this 3406-nucleotide messenger RNA. RefSeq names its product nicotinamide phosphoribosyltransferase (gene NAMPT). The annotation marks the transcript as partial. The transcript is spliced from 10 exons. Gene Ontology annotation, molecular function: nicotinamide phosphoribosyltransferase activity. Gene Ontology annotation, biological process: NAD+ biosynthetic process. NCBI's taxonomy places the organism in Eukaryota, Metazoa, Chordata, Aves, Phaethontiformes, Phaethontidae. The record is from RefSeq and is a predicted model, not a curated record.